Molecule: messenger RNA, 3388 nt
Organism: Nothobranchius furzeri (turquoise killifish)
Lineage: Eukaryota; Metazoa; Chordata; Actinopteri; Cyprinodontiformes; Nothobranchiidae
Product: oocyte zinc finger protein XlCOF22
Biological process (GO): regulation of gene expression
Cellular component (GO): nucleus
Source: RefSeq, a predicted model, not a curated record
GAUUAGCAGCGUUAGCUUGUGUGGGUGUGUGAGGUGAACCUCUGAGGCUCUGCAGCAACAAUGUCUUCAGCUCAGUCUCUGAGGGAGUUUAUCAGAGAGCGGCUAACUGCUGCUGCUGCAGAAAUAUUCUCCGAGUUUGAACAAGCCAUCGUCCGCUAUGAGGAAGAGAUCGAUCGUCAGCGCAGACUGCUGGAGAUUAGCUGGAAACCACAGAUCAACUUACACAGAAUAGAACUCCCGCUGCAUGAUGUCAGCAAAGAUGAGGAGGUUCUGACUGACCAGCAGCUCUGGAACCAGGAGAGGACCUCCAGUUUGGACCAGGAACAACCAGAACCUUUACAGGAGGGACCAGAACCUCCACAGAUAAAAGUGGAGCAGGAUGAUCCAGAACUUUUGCAGGUUCUAGAACAAGAGGAGCUCUGCAUGAGUCAGGAUGAAGAGCAGCUUGUACUGAAGCAGGAGACGGUUACCUCCCUUGUGACUCCAGCUGAUGAGGACAGAGACCACCAUGGACCAGAACCAGACAGACACCAGCUCCUUCUGUCACUGCUUCCUGAGGCUGAGAUCAGAGCUGCUGCUCCUCCAGUGUCCACAGCCUGUCCAGAACUUGCGCAGCAUCACGUCUGGGAAAAAGUGGAGGUUCUGACUGACCAGCAGCUCUCUGACCAGGAGAGCACCUUCAGUUCAGACAUGAAGGAGCCAGAACCUCCACUGAUCAAAAAGGAACCGCAGGAACUCCGUAUCCAUCAGCAGGAAGGGCCGUUCAUUCUGAUGCAGGAAAAUGUGACCUUCAUGGCGAAUUAUCCACUUGAAGAAACAGACUGCUGUAAACCAGAGCCAGAUAGGAACCAACCCUUGUGUCAGAGUUCUACUGAAGAUGAGAACCAAGAUCAGGAUGGAUGCAGGAAUGAAAACUCUGAAUCAAAAAGCAACGAAGAACUGACACAAAAUAAAAUAAGUCAACAAACCAAAGAUCACAGAGACAGUGUAGACAGUCAGGAACUAAUAAUGCACAAAAGGGCUCGCAGAGAUAGAUCAUUUUCAUGUAAACUGUGUGGAAAAUCCUUCAACUACAAAGGUCAUUUGACUCUUCACUUGAGAACUCACACAGGUGAGAAACCAUUUGCAUGUGAAGCUUGUGGUAAAGGUUUUACAGACCGUGGCUCCUUGACUAAACACUCAAGAACUCACACGGGUGAAAAACCCUACCCAUGUGAAUUUUGUGGUAAAUGUUUCUCUAGGAGUGAUCACUUGACCGAUCACAUGAGAACUCACACGGGUGAGAAAUCAUAUCCAUGUAAAAUAUGUGGUAAAUGUUUUACUGGCAGCGGUAAAUUGACUAAACACAUGAGAAGCCACACAGGUGAGAAACCAUAUCGAUGUGAAAUCUGUGGUAAACGUUUCUCUUGUGGAGAUCGUCUGACCAAACAUAUGAGAACUCACACGGGUGAAAAACCUUAUCUAUGUGAAAUCUGUGGUAAGUGUUUCUCUAGGAGUGAUCAGUUGACCGAGCACACCAGAACUCACACAGGUGAGAAACCAUAUCCAUGUAAAACUUGUGGUAAAAGUUUUACUUUCAGUAGUAACUUGGCUAGUCACAUGAGAACUCACACAGGUGAGAAACCACAUGAAUGUAAGAUUUGUGGGAAACGUUUUACUGACAGCGGUAAUAUGACUAGUCACGUGAGAAGUCACACAGGUGAGAAGCCAUAUCCAUGUGGAAUCUGUGGCAAAUGUUUCUCACAGAGCUCUUCUCUGACGAAGCACUUGAAAACUCAACACAAAUGAAGUUUUUUUCUUGUUUGAUGUGCGGUUUGAGUAAAGGUUCCGGAGGGUUGACGAUCCUGAUUUUAAAACUACUUUUAGAAUGUUUGGGGAUUAUAUGACUGCCCGCUGGCCCCGUCGGACUAUUGUCCGUAGAGGGAUGGGUCAGGGUUCAAAUUAUGGGGGAGCUAAGGGACAUCUGGCUCCCUCGAGGGGUUAAUGGGCUCCCCUAGAAGCCCUCAGCUUAGGGGGAGCCUAAAACAAGAUACAGUUUCCAUCAAGAAUGGUGUAUUUAUAUGGAGUCUCAGUGUUCCAGAACUUUUGAGUGGAAAGGGGGAAAGCUGAUUGUUCAUGCGCUCCAGGCCUGAGCUUCUUGUGCAUGACCAGGCCAAACAUGUAAUUUCAUGUUGUUUAUCUUAUUUCAUCCAUAAUUCAUUUAGUUUUUAAAGCUCAAUUUUUAGGUUGUUCAUUUAAGUAUAAUAAUGGCCCUUGACCCAUUUUCACGUCUGACUUUCUAAAAUGUUUUAUUAGUUUUCUUGAAUUGUUGAGGCAACCGACAACAGCACAUGUUGGACCAGAGCUCGUCUUUGAAAUGGUAAAGCCGCCGGUUACGGCGUAAAGUAGCAGGCAGCUUACGUACGCUCUUAAAGAAACGUGGAUACAUGCUGGAGGUUGAGGAGGAGAAGGAAGGCUGAUGCUGGAGUAGGCUGCAUAAGGUAAAUAAAUGUGUAAAAACCAAGCUGUUCUCGUGUGGUGUGUGUGUGUGUGAGCCCUGGAGUGGCUGUAACUGCGAAAAUGUAUUUUUGAGUAAGAUUAAUAUUAAAGAGCAAGUCACCACCUACCAGAUUCUUACUCAACUCCCACUUCCUGUUUGAAAAAUGCAACAAAUGCUGUUGCCUAGCAGAUCGAGAGGGCGGAGCUGCUAACAAAUACACACACUCACAACAUUGUGACAUCAUAAUGUACCCGUCUAACAUCAUAGUGUACCUCUUACCCAAUAGCGAUGGCAGAUUUAAAUUCGAAUGCAGUGCAGAGUUUUUGCCUGAGGACGGUGCAUCGCUGACAGUUUUAGGCAGAAUAUUUUAAUUUUAACUAAGAUGCACUAAAGUGCCGAAUUAUUGAUUCACGUGUCUGCAACACGAUCAGACACUCAUUUAUAUAGUUUAUCAACAAAAAAAUGUUGAUUUGGAGUGACUUGCUCUUUAAAUGUUACAUUACUGUGUACAGUUAUGAUUACAAACAAAUGUUUCUUGUUGUAAAGAUGCAGUACAUGUCUGUUAAAAAACAUUUUUUAAUUAUUUCUGAAUCUAACUGGUCACGUUUGUCAUGCAGCCUGAACAUGAAAAUAGUUCUCUACAACUUAGCUUCUGAUAGAAAAUAAAUGGAUAGAGUCUCGGUUCAGAGAAGCCUGACAGAGUCACACUUUCACUUAACAUUCAUGAACUCACCCAUCUUGACUCGCAACGGGGAAGGCCGUUGGUGGUUUAGCGUCCAGGAAACCGCAGAGAACGUCUCGACUAGUUGGAGGUAACUGUUCGCAACUCCAGCGCAUGGCAGAUCUCACUCAGGCUUGUGUCAUUUGUAGCGAUGUUCAUGAAGUAAUCAAAUCUUUUAAACAGGUCUU